AUGGAGGCCGUCCCAGACAUGGACGACCUUUUGGAUGAAAUGGAGGCGAAUUUGGUGCAAGAAGUGAGGAAAACAGAGAAUGUUGCGAAAAUCGAAGAAACCCCCGCUAAAACAGUGAAAAUUGCGAAAUUUUUGCCGAAAUCUGGAUUUCCAGAAGAAUUAGAGGUAUACUUCUAUAAAAUAUUACAUGGAAAAAUGAAUUUCAAUUGAGUUUAUUUGCAGGGGGAAGUGCAAUUAGAAGUUCCGGAGCAGCCAGCGAGUUUUAAACCGAAACCAAUUAUUCCGGAAAUGCCGCAGGAAGAAAUUCCUGCGCCAAAAAUACCUACAACACAACCAGAACCAGAAGCAGACACGGAACUCGAUGAAAUGCUGGAUUAUUUGAACACAUUUGAGGACAAACCCGAAAAGCCUCAAGAUAUUAGAGAAAUCGCCGGUAAAUUUGCGGAAGAUUUUAUGGAAAAAGUGGCGCAAGACUUGGAAGUUGCAAUAACUCAGAAAAUCAAUAAUGUGACAUUUUAUGAGGGUAUGUAUUAGUUUUUAUCACAAAAAAUUUCAACAUAUACUUAUAAAAAUGAAAUGAGAAUUUGCAGUUGCUAUGGAAAUUUUUCUUUUGAUUUGGAUUUGUGGGGCGCAAGAUUUUAUUUGACAAUUUUUUUGGAGAAUCGUAAAGUUUUUAGUGAGAUUUUUGAAGAAAUUUGGAUUUUCUAUUGAAAAAUAUCAAAAGUUUUUGAAUUGAUUUUUCGAAAUUGAAAAUUCGAUUUCAACUGAUGAUUUUUCACAUACUAACUGAUAAUGAAUUCUGAAAAAUUCGAGGAAUUUCACGUGAAUUUUGAACUGGCGGAGAAUUUCAACUUGCAAAUUUUUUUUUGAAAAUUUUUGACGUGAAAAAUUCAAAUUCCAAAAUUUUUAUUAUUUUUCGGUUUGUUUUUUCGAGAAAUUUCACUGUUUCAAUUUUUUUAUAAUUUUUUUUUGAAAUUGGAAGUUCGGUUAAUAUUUUUAUGUAAUCAUACCUUAUAAAACACAAAAUUUGUAACAAAAAUCCAAAUUUUCGCCGAUAUUCUAGCUGUAAACAAUUCCAACUGUAAAUUUUUGCGCGAAAAAUUCAAUUAAAGCAAUCCUGUUAAUAUGAGCAAUCCUUCAAUUCAAUAUGUUUUCUCUCAAACGCUUUUGUUUUCAAAUAUUUUUCUGCAAAAUUGUUGACUGUUUCAAAACAUUUUCCCAUUUUUUUCUAAAAGCAAACAAUCCGAUUUUUCUGGAAAAAUCGAUUUUUAAUAUAAGGUUGACCAUUUUCAUAUUUUUAUGGUCAAACUGUUAUUUUUAUCUCGUGAUUUAAAAAAUAUUGAUAAAUUUAUUUUGAAAUGUUCAAUUUUUUCAGAAUCUUCAAAUUCUGUGGAGGAAAAAAAGGAGGAAGCGGAAAGUUCGAUGGAUCCAGAAACUCAAAAUUUAUCGGAUUCAGAUGAAUAUGUGAUCGGAGAUUCAAUUGACGGUGAUGAUGAAAAUCGCGAAUUGUCUCUGGAACCUGUUAAAAAUCAUGUUGAAAAUUCAGAUAUUUCUCUACAACCUGCUGAAAAUCCUCCAGAAUCAUCUGAAUAUGCAGAAACUACAGAAAAUUCCGGUUCGCUAAUUCCAGAAUCUUCAGAAUCUAGCGAAAUUAUAACGGUUAUCGAAAAAAGUUUGAUUGAAGAAAAAGAACAAAAAACGUGUCUGGAACAAUUGGAAACUGAUAACGAAGAACAAAAAGAAGAAAAAAAAGAGGAGGAGGCGGAAAAUGAAGAAAUUAUUGCUAUUAUGCAGCAAACAGAAGAGGAGGUGAGUUUUUUUGGAGGAAAAAUUGGGGAUUUUCGGGUGGAAAUUAGGACUUUUGGUGUAGAAAACAUGAAAAGCUGACUUAAAAUUCAUUUCAAUUUUUUGCCAAAACAUUAAAGUUAAAAAUCCACGAGGAUUUUUCCGCGGCAAAAGUAUUUUUGUGAAAAAUGGUGUUAACCUGAUCUGUGAAAAAAAUUUAUUUUUUAUCCGAUGUUCCACUAUUUUUUUCCAGAUCCCUGCAAAUUCUAAUCAAAAUUCGGAAGAACAACCUGAAGAAUUGUCGUCUCAAGAAGAAGAGGAAAAUGACAAUCGACCAAGAUUUGAUGUGAGUUUUUUCACUGUUUCAAAAGUUAUUAAUAUAUUUUUCGAAACUUGGAUAUGUUUUUUAACCUCACCCAACUCUGAAAUUUCCAGUCCUCAAUCGCCACAAUCCACGUGCUCCACGACGCCGAUUCCGACGAUUCUCCCAGUCCCCAUCCUCCCCGAGCCCGUCGACUCACAGAAAGCGAACUUCAACUCGGCAAAACUCAACCCUACUGGAUUCCUGAUUCCGAAUGCACAUUAUGUAUGCUCUGCCAAACCAAAUUCACAAUUCUAACCAGAAGACAUCAUUGUCGAGCAUGCGGAAGAGUUCUUUGUGGAUCUUGUUGCUCUGAAAAAGCUGUUCUUGUAUACCUUCAAGAGGAAGGCAAAAAGAAUCAAGCAGUUCGAGUUUGUCAGCGAUGUCAUGGAAUGUUGGAAAGGAUUAGUGAAUAUGAACAAGAGGAACAACAAGAGGAGCCGAAAGGAGUUUUGAAAACGAGGCCUGAUGAUUCUAGUGAGCCUUCAAGCUCAGCAAGCACUCCUGGACCAUCUUCGGGUGCAACAUUGAGAAAAGGUGUGACUUUUCGAGAUGGAGUUCGACCUGGAACUUGUAACAUCGAUGAAGAAGCCAAUUCUGAAGAAAAAAGCAGUGCUCCAAAACCUAAGAAAAAAUCGAGAAAACGAAAUUCGGUUGUGAAACGCUGUGCAGAACUUCGAAUGGAAGAUGAGCUAACUUGUGCACUCCCAAAAAACUCGGAUUCUCGAUUUUUGACUCUGAAAAAUGAGGAGUUGGCUGAACUUGGAGCCCUGGAAAUUUGGGAAAAACUACAGAGUUCAGAGAUUGUGACAGUUGUGCUGAAAAAGAAUCUGAAUUGUAGUCUGCAAAUUGUUGUUCAAGAAGAAAAUGAUGAGAGGUUUUGGGGAAUUUGUAGUGAAGGAUUUGCCCGAAUCGGGUUGGAUGAAGUGUUUUUCGCGUGGGAUUUGAGCCCGGAAGAAUCUAAUUUUUUGACAAAAAUUGAGUCGGAAACUGAGAGUUUGGAGCAAGAAGAGGCGUGGAAAUUGUUGCCCGUGACUGUUUUGCAUAGGAUUUCGGCGGUGAGUUUUUUGGGGAGGGAUUUUUAUUCAAAUUUUCAUACCAGAUAACAUUUUUCAUCUUCUAAAAAUGUUUCAAACCUAAUGAUUGGGUGUGUUUCAAUUUUAAAAUGAACAUUUUUGGAAACAAAUAAUUUUCUGGAGUAUUUUUCUACUGUUUCAAAAAUGAUUUUACUCAGCUUUUUGGAUUCAGACAAACGAUAUUUUCAAAACAAUCCAUCUAAUAAAUAAAACAAUUCAAAAUUAAAAUAGUCAUUUUUUUGAUGAGCAAUAAUUGUUCCAGAUGUAUGCCUCAUCAACGGAUGCAGAAUUCGCCGGUGUUCGCCGUGUUGCCACUCGAUUCUCUCCAAUUCAUACAGUUCCAAUCGCCGCCUUCCCACUUCCCAAAAACAUACUCUUCUUCCGCCCAACCACCCAAGAUUUCUCCAAAUUCCGAACUCCAUCAACACCAUUUUUGGUCGCAUGUUUUUUGCAAGACGAAGAAGUUCAAUGGGCCAACGCGUGUCCGAAUCGAGUUUUGAAUCGACUUGGUUUGGAAUUUGCGAGUUAUCCGAACCCGAUUUUCAAUAAAAUUGGACGGAAAUCUAUGUAUUCAAUGCAAACCGCUUCCACAGUUCUCAAAGUUUUCACCGAUUUUCGAAGUUGGUCGUAUCGUAUGAAAUAUUUAAGCGGAUGUACUGUAUCAUUGACAAAUGAUAAGACUUUGAUUCGAAUUCCGAGAGCAAUGAUUGGAGAGGUGAGCCAUUUUUGCUGAUUUUUUUUAGUUGCCAAGUGAAAUUAUAUUUUCACAUAGAGAAAUUUGCAAUUUUUGAUACCAAAAAACGCCGAGAUUCUAAUAGACCACGCAGAUUUCCUAAAUUAAUCUACGCCAUUUUUGGUUGAAAAAAAUUGAAUUUCAAAGAUAGCUCUCAUUUUAUUUUUCAAAUACAAGAAAACCCAAAACAAUCACUUUGCUCAUUUUUUUCACUGCUAGAAACUCAAAUAUAUUGAUUUUUCAAAUAAUGCCGAAACAAAAAACAAAAUGUUUCAACACACAGCGAUUCAUCAAAAAUCGAUUUGAAACAGUAGAAUUUUUCUUUCUGAAUUUCAAUGUGUUAGCGAAAAACUUCCCAAGUUUAUGUUUUGAAAAUUCCAAAAUCAAAAUUUUUUGCAGCUCCGCGAAGUGAUUAGCUGGAAUCGUUCAAUGAUUGCAUGGAGAUGUGAUAUCUCGCCAACCGAUGAUAGUUUAUUGAUUUGUGAUGAAAAUGACGGGUUUUACACUACUCAAGUGUUUGCGAAACAAGAGGGAAAACGAGAUUGUGAGUGAUUGGGAAUUUAGGUUUAUUUUAUAUGAGCCUGACGAAAAUUUCACGAAAAAUUUCCUAAAUUUUCAGCUACCAGCGCGAAUUUUGUGAUUUUGGAUGGAGGUUCCAAAGUGAAUUCGCUCCAAGUGAAUGUGGUUGAAGACGGUGUAGCAAUUCGGGUUCAAAAUGAGAGACUGGAAACGAUUUUGACAGCGAUGCAGAGUGGAAAUGUGAGCAUUUUUGGGGCUAACAAUGAAACUGAUAAUUAUGAAAAUUAGCCUAGUUUUACCCUAAAAAUCGGAUGUUUAUACUGAAAGGAAGGCCGAAUAUGGCCAAAAAUCACUUGGAAAACUCUAAAUUUUCAUCCCAGAGAACAAAAAAUACCUUAAAUCUCUAAAAAUCUGGUUAAAUAUUCUGAAUUGAUUUUCAUAGAAUUUUGAACAGUGAGAUCUAAGAGUUUCGAUUCGCAACAAAAUUCAGUAGAAAACUCAAAUUUUCACCAAAAAACACCCCAAACUCUCCAAUUUUUUAUUCAGAACGUCAUUGAAUCCUCGAAGAAUAUGGAAUUCUGCAUCGAAUUUUUCGACGACGAUUUCGAACUUCAAUCUGAUUUCCUUCCAAAAUCCGACAUCGAUGGAAGAUGUUUGUUGAACAAAUUUCAAUACGGUUUAUCAUUGGAGCGCGCUUUGACACAAGUGUUGCAAAUUCAGGGAAUUUCGGAUUAUGGAAUCAGAUUGUCGCAUGUUUUUAAUUUGAGUGAGGGAAGAUUGGAACCGGAUGAGGAACCCAAGAUUUAUACGUGAGUUUGAAGUUUGGGGAAAUUCUGGAAAAUUCAUAUUUUUCUCUAAUUUUCAGACUUGUCGAAAUCUCUGCUCGUGAAUGUGUCAUAAUGCUCGAACCAUAUAUCCGACAUCUAAUCGCCACUGAUAUUUCAAGUCUCUCAAUUCGAUUUUUCGUUUCUCAAGAACAAGUUGAAUAUGAUGUUUCGCCUUGGGUUGGAUUGGAAGAUGAGAAUUUGAAGUUUAGACAGAGCUUAGAUCAGGUUGGUUUUUUUGAGAAGGGAAUUGAGAAAAACAAUUGAGAAAACACCAAAAGUGCUAUAUUCAAUUUUUGAAAAAUUGAAUGUGUUUCUUUUUUAUGAAAAAAAAAUCACUUACAAUUAAUAUUUCGUUUUCAAAUUAUCAGAAAAUUAUGAAAUACUACGUCAUAACUUGAAUUAAUUCAGAAUGUGUGAAAACAUUUUACAUUUUUUCCGACUUGAUUUCUGCUGAAUUUUUAGAAAAAUCUUUAUAUUUUUGAUUACCUCUAUAAAUACCUCUAUAAAUUUCAAAUUUUAUUUUAAAAAAUAAAUAAGUGUUGUUUUUCUUGAAAUAACUCAAUUAUUAUUUUCAAGCUAAUUCCAACUCUCUACAAUAUGACUGAAAUAGUGCCAAAUGGUUUUGAAGUCGAAAUGGUUUUAUCAAUUGUCUCAACUAGGCCUCUACCAAUUUAA
Caenorhabditis angaria is the source of this 5976-nucleotide messenger RNA. The record is from the annotation of a GenBank genome assembly. NCBI's taxonomy places the organism in Eukaryota, Metazoa, Nematoda, Chromadorea, Rhabditida, Rhabditidae.